Molecule: messenger RNA, 1146 nt
Organism: Cladocopium goreaui
Lineage: Eukaryota; Dinophyceae; Suessiales; Symbiodiniaceae
Source: the annotation of a GenBank genome assembly
AUGCCUGGAAGAUAUCCUCCCGAGAUUUCUGGAGGAUCCCAAAGCUCCUCCGGCCGACCUGGUUCAAAGGUAGAGGAAGCGUCAACAGAACGAGGUAGUUUGACCAAGGACCAGGCCUUAGCCUUCUUGGCCUUAGGAAAGAUCAGAGAUGGAGCAGAUGGAUCAGAAAAGAUGGGACCUGUAGCUCUGACGGCGGCCGGGGCAAUGUCAAGGACUUACAAGAGCGGCGUGGGCGCAGAGAUUCUGGCGACUUUAGGGUUCCGCCCUUCAUCCACACCAGGUCUUGUUGGAAGCCGUGAGAAGCGACACCGAAACGUUUUGCGGACGAACUCGACAUCCAAGGACUCUGUGUGGGAGACAGCCGACGUCGCAGCGCUGCAGCGCUUUGUGGCCAGCGAUGAUGUGUGGAGUCCAGAUCUUGAGGUGCCAUGCCUCACCUCAGGGCUGCCGACGCCUGAUUCGGUGCAAGCGCAGAAGGAGGCCCACGCGAAAGAGCUGGAGUUGGAGCUCCGGAGGGGUGUGGAUCAGCUGUCCAAAGAGCACAAGAAACUCACGGACAAUCUGCACGCCAACGCCAACCAUCAACGAAGCCAGUAUAGUAUUGCUCUGUCCAAAAUGGUCAAGGAGCAAGAGACCUUGCUGAGAGAUCAGCACGAGGCGCAACUGCGAGAACUGCGCUGGAUGGCGCAGCGGCAAAUUGGUGAGUUGGAACGACAGGCCGAAUUGCUGGUGAAUGCUUGGCAGGACCAAGAUGGAGGAACUCCGCAUUCCCAUGCGCAGCCCCUUCAACCACGCCCUUCCCAAGUGCCACUGCCCGGCCCGAGAGUCCGGGCGAGCGAUGUGGUCGCGCACACCGUGCAGGCAACUCCAUUGGCCACGCCAGCGACGAUGCCACAGGCGGGCUCCAUGCGCCUUGCAAUGCCCGCCCGCAAAUCUGGUCUGAGUUUGUCGCAACGAGGAAGCAUUGCACGCGUUGCGGCGGGCUCGUAUUCCCCGCCUUACUCGGCGGUGCAGGUUGCUCGGAGUGCAUCCUCCGUGCAAGUCAUUCAGGCGCAGCCAGUGGUGAGGCCAUGCUCGAUGCGAUCACCCAUUGCCAUGGCUGCGCCGGCGCAAACUGUUGCGCCUGGGGUGCAUGUGCGGCUGUGA